CAGACGAUUCCCGCUGCCUGCCACCGCCGAUAUACACACUCCAAACCGACCAGUGGAGCUCCAUCUAAGGACCGAGCGAACACCGUUUGCCCGAACAGACCAGCAAGCACAGAACCCGUCUGAGAUGGCUGACCAACUAACAGAGGAGCAGAUUGCAGAGUUCAAGGAGGCCUUCUCCUUAUUUGAUAAGGAUGGUGACGGCACCAUCACCACCAAAGAGCUCGGCACCGUCAUGAGGUCGCUGGGCCAGAACCCCACAGAGGCAGAACUGCAGGACAUGAUCAAUGAGGUGGAUGCUGACGGGAAUGGAACCAUCGACUUUCCGGAGUUCCUGACCAUGAUGGCCAGAAAAAUGAAGGACACUGACAGUGAGGAGGAGAUCCGCGAGGCUUUCAGAGUAUUCGAUAAGGAUGGAAACGGCUACAUCAGUGCCGCCGAGCUCCGUCACGUCAUGACAAACCUGGGGGAGAAGCUAACGGAUGAAGAGGUGGACGAAAUGAUCAGAGAAGCAGACAUCGACGGAGACGGACAGGUCAACUAUGAAGAGUUUGUACAGAUGAUGACUGCAAAGUGAAGCUCGCCUGCCCCCACCUGCUCCCUCUUAGAAGAAAAGAAACAAAAAAAAAACAAAA
Messenger RNA from Oryzias latipes (Japanese medaka), 632 nucleotides. Its product is annotated as calmodulin-1. The record is from RefSeq and is a predicted model, not a curated record. NCBI's taxonomy places the organism in Eukaryota, Metazoa, Chordata, Actinopteri, Beloniformes, Adrianichthyidae. Gene Ontology annotation, cellular component: myosin II complex. Gene Ontology annotation, molecular function: calcium ion binding.